UUCAGGCCUUUGAAUUUUAAGUCAAACUCCAAGUCCGCGUGCUUGGCCUUGCUUUCUCUUUCUCCCUUUAAGCUCAGUGGAAGUUGACUCCACUUUGACAGGUGUGUAUUCCUCCCUCCCCAGCUCCACGCUCAGCUGCUCGCCAGCGAAGCGGCUUCGAGUUCUCACGCCGUCCUUCCCUAGGGGCAGCGUGGUCUGAGGUCAGGGCUCUGGGCCCUGCAGACCUAAGGGCCAUCAGGAUCUGGCUUCUGUCCUGGGCCCUGCUGGGCUCCAGGGAAGGCAGUCGGGCAGUGUGGGCUGUCCUGUGAUGUCACUCUAAGACUCACCAGAGAGCUCUCAGAAACCAGGAGCCCAUUCCCAACGCCCCAGCAGGUGUCUGGCCAGGAUCACUCCCGAAGCCUGAGCUGGUCUUUGCUAGAAAUGGACGUUCCUGAGGCGCCCUCUGGUGGAUCUGACGGUCUGUAAAUUCCAAGUGAUGUCCAGGGUCCUCACGCCGCGGCCCAACCCCUCCCCGGGAAACGGGACUCUGUACGAACAUUACAACUACGUGGGCAAGCUGGCCGGCCGGCUGACGGACGCCCCCGAGGGCAGCGCGCUCACCACCGUGCUGUUCCUGGUCAUCUGCAGCUUCAUCGUCCUGGAGAACCUGAUGGUUCUGAUUGCCAUCUGGAAAAACAAGAAACUUCACAACCGCAUGUACUUCUUCAUCAGCAACCUGGCUCUCUGCGACCUGCUGGCUGGCAUCGCCUACAAGGUCAACAUCCUGAUGUCAGGCAAGAGGACGCUGAGCCUGUCUCCCACGGUCUGGUUCCUGCGAGAAGGCAGCAUGUUCGUGGCCCUCGGGGCAUCCACCUGCAGCUUACUGGCCAUCGCCAUCGAGCGGCACCUGACCAUGAUCAAAAUGAGGCCGUACAAUGCCAACAAGAAGCACCGAGUCUUCCUUCUCAUCGGGAUGUGCUGGCUCAUCGCGCUCUCGCUGGGAGCCCUGCCCAUCCUGGGCUGGAACUGCCUGCAAAACCUCCCCGACUGCUCCACCAUCCUGCCCCUCUAUUCCAAGAAGUACAUCGCGUUCUGCAUUAGCAUCUUCACCGCCAUCCUGGUGGCCAUCGUGAUCCUGUACGCGCGCAUCUACUGCCUGGUGAAGUCCAGCAGCCGCAGGGUGGCCAACCCCCAGCACUCGGAGCGGUCCAUGGCCCUGCUCCGCACCGUGGUGAUCGUGGUGAGUGUGUUCAUCGCCUGUUGGUCCCCACUCUUCAUCCUCUUCCUCGUCGACGUGGCCUGCAAAGUGAAGGAGUGUGCCGUCCUGUUCAAGGACAAGUGGUUCAUUGUGCUGGCAGUGCUCAACUCCGCCAUGAACCCCGUCAUCUACACGCUGGCCAGCAAGGAGAUGCGGCGGGCCUUUUUCCGGCUGGUCUGCAACUGCCUGGUCAGGGCCCAGGGCACCCGCUCCUUGCCCAUCCAGCUCACUCUCGACCCGAGCAAGAGCAAGUCCAGUGGCAGCAACAGCAGCCCCUCCCCGAAGAGCAAGGAAGACAUUACCCAAACGGCCCCCUCACCCUGCAUAACUGACAGAAACAAAACCCUGCAGAAUGGGCUCCUCUGCAAGUGAGGGCGGGGCUCACGGGGCAGGUCCUCGCAUCUCCACGGGAGGAGCAGCACCCAGCCCUGCCGCACCUGCUUAUUUUUUAAAAAGUAUAUUUUUAUUGAUUUCAGAGAGGAAGGGGGAGGGAGGGAG
Molecule: messenger RNA, 1735 nt
Organism: Myotis brandtii (Brandt's bat)
Lineage: Eukaryota; Metazoa; Chordata; Mammalia; Chiroptera; Vespertilionidae
Gene: S1PR3
Product: sphingosine-1-phosphate receptor 3
Exons: 2
Coding region: 476-1609 (377 amino acids)
Biological process (GO): G protein-coupled receptor signaling pathway
Cellular component (GO): membrane
Molecular function (GO): sphingosine-1-phosphate receptor activity
Source: RefSeq, a predicted model, not a curated record